GAUUUGUGAUGUGAAUUUGCUCUUUCUGUCUCUUCUCCUGUGCCCCCGCCCCCUUUCUAGGCAAGUACGGGAGAGACUGAAGAACCAAGUGGCGAACCUGAAGGAGACAGCCCCGGGAUUCAGGCCAGGACUUGCGAUUUUGCAGGUUGGCGAUCGGGAUGAUUCAAAUCUCUACAUUAGCAUGAAGCUGAAGGCGGCGGCUGAGAUCGGGAUCAACGCCAAUCACAUCAAGCUGCCAAAUAGUGCAUCAGAAGCGGAGGUGCUGAGGUGCAUUCAUGCACUGAACGAAGAUCCGGCCAUUCAUGGAUUUAUCGUGCAGCUGCCUCUGGAUUCGAACAAGCCCAUCAACACUGAGAAAAUAACCAACGCUGUGGCACCCGAGAAGGACGUGGAUGGCUUGAGCAGCAUCAACGCAGGGAAGCUUUCGCGAGGUGACCUCGGAGACUGUUUCAUCCCCUGCACACCCAAAGGGUGUAUGGAACUCAUCAGGCAAACGGGUAUCCAAGUGGCGGGCAAGAGAGCCGUGGUGAUUGGGCGGAGUAAGAUAGUCGGCGCGCCGAUGCAUGACCUGCUGCUCUGGAACCAUGCCACCGUGACCACGUGUCACUCCAAGACGGCAUCACUGGCUGAGGAAGUCAGCAAAGCGGAUAUCUUGGUAGUUGCAGCUGGCAAAGCCGAGAUGGUGAAAGGGGAGUGGAUUAAGCCUGGCGCGGUCGUGAUAGAUUGCGGGAUCAACCACAUACCAGAUAGCACAAAGGCCAGUGGGAAAAGGGUAGUUGGUGAUGUGGCUUACGCUGCAGCCAAGGAGAGGGCCUCUUACAUCACCCCAGUGCCUGGUGGGGUCGGACCAAUGACUGUGGCCAUGCUGAUGCAGAGCACCGUAGAAAGCGCCCAGCGUUUCGUAGAGAAAUACCGGCCUGGCAAGUGGAAUAUUCAGUACAACCAGCUCAUUCCCAAAAUCCCCGUCCCAAGUGACAUCGAAGUCUCUCGGUCGUGCGUUCCCAAGCCCGUUGGCCAGCUGGCCAGAGAGAUCGGCUUGCUCUCCGACGAGGUGGAGCUCUACGGUCAGAACAAGGCCAAGAUUUUGCUUUCGACCCUGGAACGCCUGAAAGCCCAGCCAGAUGGCAAAUACGUUGUCGUCACAGGGAUAACCCCCACGCCUCUGGGCGAAGGGAAGAGCACCACGACGAUCGGGCUGGUCCAGGCCCUGGGAGUGCACCUGGGUCGGAAUGCCUUCGCCUGUGUCCGGCAGCCAUCACAGGGACCCACUUUCGGGAUCAAAGGGGGUGCUGCCGGAGGGGGCUAUUCUCAGGUUGUUCCUAUGGAGGAGUUCAAUCUCCAUCUCACUGGUGACAUUCAUGCCAUUACGGCAGCCAAUAACCUGGUGGCUGCCGCCAUCGAUGCCCGCAUUUUUCAUGAAGCGACACAAUCCGAUCAGGCUCUUUACUCUCGCUUGGUUCCUUCAGUCGACGGCGCCAGGAAGUUUUCCGAUAUCCAGAUCCGGAGACUGCAGAGAUUACGUAUUAACAAAACGGACCCAGACACUUUGACGGCAGGCGAAAUAAAGAAAUUUGUGAGACUGGAUAUUGAUCCAGAGAGCAUAACGUGGGCAAGAGUGUUGGACACCAGUGACCGGUUUCUGCGGAAGAUCACUAUCGGCCAGUCUCCGACAGAGAAAGGGCAUAGCCGCACAACGCAGUUUGACAUCACGGUAGCCAGUGAGAUCAUGGCUGUUUUAGCGCUCACGGACAGCCUGGAAGAUAUGAGGAGACGCCUGGCCCGAAUGGUGGUCGCUUCCAGUAGGGAAGGUAUCCCAGUUACCACAGAAGAUCUGGGAGUGAGUGGUGCUCUAACGGUUCUGAUGAAAGACGCUAUUAAGCCAAAUCUCAUGCAGAGUUUGGAGGGCGACCCGGUGUUCGUCCACGCUGGGCCGUUUGCCAACAUCGCUCAUGGCAACUCUUCCGUCCUGGCAGACAAGAUCGCCCUCAAGCUGGUUGGCAAGGAAGGGUUUGUGGUGACAGAAGCUGGCUUCGGAGCGGAUAUAGGCAUGGAGAAGUUCUUCGACAUCAAGUGUCGGUACUCUGGCCUCCAGCCCCACGUGGCCGUCUUGGUUGCCACCGUCCGAGCUCUAAAGAUGCACGGUGGAGGGCCCACGGUCACAGCCGGGGUCCCCUUGCCAAAGGAAUACACAGAAGAGAACCUUCAGCUUCUGGCAAAGGGCUGUUGUAACUUGAGCAAGCAGAUCCAGAAUGCCCGGACCUUUGGCGUCCCAGUCGUGGUGGCGGUCAACGCCUUCAAGUAA
This is a messenger RNA of Gekko japonicus, 2302 nucleotides long. RefSeq names its product methylenetetrahydrofolate dehydrogenase (NADP+ dependent) 1, methenyltetrahydrofolate cyclohydrolase, formyltetrahydrofolate synthetase (gene MTHFD1). The annotation marks the transcript as partial. NCBI's taxonomy places the organism in Eukaryota, Metazoa, Chordata, Lepidosauria, Squamata, Gekkonidae. Gene Ontology annotation, molecular function: methenyltetrahydrofolate cyclohydrolase activity; formate-tetrahydrofolate ligase activity; ATP binding. The transcript is spliced from 22 exons. The record is from RefSeq and is a predicted model, not a curated record. Gene Ontology annotation, cellular component: cytosol. Gene Ontology annotation, biological process: tetrahydrofolate interconversion.